UUAUCUAUGAUCUAGACUCCAUGGUGACUGUGUAGUUUUGCAUAUUUUGGUUAUCAGGUUAAACAAUUUCGUUGUUUGCAGUUUUAGUGUGAAAAUAAUUCAUUUCUAAAAUGGGACAAAAUCAGUCCGGUGCUGGAGGUGGUGAAAAAAAGGAAGAGAAAGAUAAGAAGAAAAAAUAUGAACCACCAAUUCCAACUCGAGUCGGCAAAAAGAAGAGGAAAUCAAAGGGGCCAGAUACAGCACUGAAACUUCCUGCUGUAACUCCACAUACCAGGUGUCGUUUAAAAUUAUUAAAGUUGGAGAGGAUUAAAGAUUAUUUAUUAAUGGAAGAAGAGUUUAUCAGAAACCAGGAACGUUUGAAACCACAAGAAGAAAAGAAUGAAGAAGAAAGAUCAAAAGUAGAUGAUUUGAGAGGAACACCUAUGUCUGUUGGAACAUUGGAAGAGAUUAUAGAUGAUAAUCAUGCUAUUGUUUCCACUUCUGUUGGAAGUGAACAUUAUGUUAGCAUUCUGUCCUUUGUUGACAAAGAUCAGUUAGAACCAGGGUGUUCGGUUCUAUUAAACCACAAGGUUCAUGCUGUGGUCGGUGUUUUGGGUGAUGAUACUGAUCCUAUGGUGACUGUUAUGAAACUUGAAAAGGCACCUCAAGAAACUUAUGCUGAUAUAGGUGGUUUGGAUACACAAAUCCAAGAAAUUAAAGAAUCUGUUGAACUUCCUCUUACCCAUCCAGAAUACUAUGAAGAGAUGGGUAUUAAACCUCCUAAAGGUGUUAUAUUGUAUGGUCCUCCAGGUACUGGUAAAACAUUACUAGCUAAGGCUGUGGCAAAUCAGACUUCAGCAACAUUUUUAAGAGUGGUUGGCUCUGAACUUAUCCAGAAGUAUUUGGGAGAUGGCCCCAAACUAGUAAGAGAAUUAUUUAGAGUUGCUGAAGAACAUGCACCUUCAAUUGUCUUUAUUGAUGAAAUAGAUGCUGUUGGCACUAAAAGAUAUGAUUCUAAUUCUGGUGGAGAACGAGAAAUUCAAAGGACAAUGCUUGAGUUACUCAAUCAGCUUGAUGGCUUUGACUCUAGAGGUGAUGUUAAGGUCAUUAUGGCAACAAAUCGUAUAGAAACAUUAGAUCCUGCUUUAAUUCGCCCUGGUCGUAUUGAUAGAAAAAUAGAAUUUCCAUUGCCAGAUGAAAAGACAAAGAAGAGAAUAUUUAACAUUCAUACAUCUAGAAUGACAUUGGCAGAAGAUGUGAACUUGCAAGAGUUAAUAAUGGCAAAGGAUGACUUAUCUGGAGCUGAUAUAAAAGCUAUUUGUACUGAAGCUGGGCUGAUGGCUUUAAGGGAAAGAAGAAUGAAAGUCACAAAUGAAGAUUUUAAGAAAUCAAAGGAGAAUGUUUUGUAUAGGAAAAAAGAAGGCACACCUGAAGGUCUGUAUCUUUAACUAUGUUAAUUUCAAUUUUUUUAUUAUUUCAAGUGUUUUUCUGUAUUUAACUAACUGAAUUAAAAAUAUUUCAAUAUCCA
Molecule: messenger RNA, 1507 nt
Organism: Agrilus planipennis (emerald ash borer)
Lineage: Eukaryota; Metazoa; Arthropoda; Insecta; Coleoptera; Buprestidae
Gene: Rpt2
Product: 26S proteasome regulatory subunit 4
Exons: 7
Coding region: 111-1427 (438 amino acids)
Biological process (GO): proteasome-mediated ubiquitin-dependent protein catabolic process
Cellular component (GO): proteasome regulatory particle, base subcomplex
Molecular function (GO): proteasome-activating activity; ATP hydrolysis activity; ATP binding
Source: RefSeq, a predicted model, not a curated record